AUGUAUAAGAUAUCACAGGGCUGUCGAGUUGGAUAUGAAUCACUGCCGUUCUACAUCACCAGCUAUGAUACAGCCACUAGGUAUCUGAGAUCUUGUGGAUAUACCAGAAAAAAUGGAGAAAAAUGUGUCAUUGGGAAAAACUCUUUUUGUGAGCAAUUGUUCAUACUCCGUCUACAGAUAAAUAUACUGACUCACGUCACCAUGGAGGACACAGGGAUUUAUGAGGAGCUGGUUCAAUUCUUAAACACACCAGACAACAAAAUAAGAGGGAGUCAAAGUGAGCGAGAGCAGUUUAUAGAAAUCCUAAAAGAUUCAGGGGAGGCUGUACAUUACAGAGGGAGAUCACAGGACAGUGUACAAAACGUGACGUGGUUCUGGACAUACGAGGAUUGGGCGAGACCUGACAUCGUGAGAUCCUGUAUAGGCCUCCAUCCACACAAUGACAUCUACAUCAUCGACAACAAAGCUUACAGAAAACCAAGUACAUAUCAUAAAUAUUCAGAAGAGGUCAGAAGUCUUCUUUACAGUUUACUGUUGUGUGACAAGUACACUGGCAUUGUAAAUGGAGAGGCGUUCAAGUCAAUAAUGAUAAAGAUACGAGAAAAGUAUUUUCAAAAGCUUUUUCCGUCUAAUGAUGUUGAUGUUAAACAUCUUCAGCAUGUGGUGAAGGAAACACAGAAUGGUGAGGUAUCCUUUGUAUCAAAUGAUAUACGACAUGACGUCAUGUACGCCUUUGUCACGGAGUGUCUGGUGGAGGACAGUGAUCUGGAGUUUUUCCUGAUCACGGCGUCACUUGACGUGAUAUCAGAAUACUGCAGAUCAUGGGAGUAUAAGAGGAGUGAGGGAGAGAGAUGUCUGUAUGUACCGGACAGACCGGAGAAGAUGUACGACCUCUUCAUAGACAAACUACAGCUGAACAUCAUCACACACUGUACCAUGUCUGACAGGUGGAUUCAAGUCAGGAUCAGUAAACGUUUAAAAGUUCCCAAAGAAAUAUUAAGGUGGGACCAGAAAGCAAGAGAGCGGUAUGUCCAGUACGCCGAGAAAGGGGGAGUACAGGAAGUCCAUCACGCCAGGGGAAUGAUUGUAGGAUGUGCUGGGGCCGGGAAAACCACGCUACUGAAUCGUCUACUCAAGCGCAGUAAGAAAGAAAUAAAGAAAUUAAAGUCAACGAAAGGAUUAGAGGUCCACGAGGAAGUGUUUGAAAUCUGUGAAGAGAAAGGAACACUAAAAGUCAGGGAAACAAACAAAGACGGAAGUGAAGCAAUACCUGAUAAGGGUGUCAAGAAAACACUGAGCUUCUUUGAUUUUGGAGGACAGUGUGCGUACUACGCCUGUCACCAGAUUUACCUGACCAGGAGAGCUUUUUAUAUAGUGGUGAUUGAUGCAUCUAAAGACCUUGAACACCUGGUAGAGAAGGACGUUUGUGACCAGAUGGACACCGUAUUUGCAAACUGGAAAUACAAAGAUUACUUUCUAUUUUGGAUGAAAUCAAUCCACACUUACUGUUAUGGGAAUUCAAGAAUUGACAGAGACAGUGAUGUUAUUAUUAUACUCGUAGCAACACACUGGGACAAACGUGUUUACAAGGACAAAGCUACCUUUCUCGAUGGUCUGCAGACUGUAUUGCCUGUAAAUUCAGACCUUGUCCAGUACAUCAUAGAAGAUAGAUGCUUCUGCACAGAAUUUCCUAUAGCCCCUAUCAAGGACCUUGAAGAAUUUCUUGUGCAGAUAGCUGCGGAGGAAAAAUGGAGUGAACAAAUUCCCGAUGAAUGGGUGUUUUUUGAUGAAAAGAUUCAGAAAGAGAAGAAUAAGCGUGUGUUGGAAUUUGAUAUUAUAGAAAAGGUUUUUAUGCAUCAUGAAGAUGAAAAACAAAUUCUAAAUCUGGCAAAAGACAUGUUAAGAUACCAUCAUGAUGCUGGGAAAAUUCUUCAUUUCAAUGAAGAACAUCUUAGCAAAACAGUGAUAAUUGAUGUCCAGUGGUUUGUUAAUGCCUUUAAAUAUAUAAUCACAGACAGGAAUCAUGUAAAGGGAAUCGUUGCCUGUAGACAGGAUUGGGAGGAAUUUUACAAAACAGGAAAUUUAAAAGACUCCCUUCUCAGUGACAUAUGGAAUGGGGAAGACGAAAGACUUUUGGGAACUAAAACUUCAUCAAAGAAUGCUAAACUUGCUGAAGAUCCUCGUUUUCUACUGUACCACAAAGAAGAAUUAUUGUUGUACAUGCAGAGAUUGGGUUUGAUUUCUAGUGAAGACCAGACACAUUAUGUUCCUUCUAUGAAUAAGAGGGACUUUGGAGAAACACAGAAAGAGAUAAUUACAUGUAAGAGGUCCAAUUCAAAGUCCUCUGUCCUUGUAUACUUGUUCGACUUCUUGCCGUAUUUCUUCUUUUAUCGUAUAGUCGUAGCAUUGAUGCAAAUCGAAAAUUGGAAUGUUCUGGAAAGUGACGGCAUCCGUAGUUUGUACAAAGACGCUGCCAUGUUCAAUCACAAGGGUCAUAAUAUUGUCAUCACAGUAACUCCAUCUACAAUCCAGCUUCAAAUAUUUCAGCCCAACUCUCAAAUGACAAUGCUCCAUGAAGUGACAUUGUCUAUUCGAAAAAGUGUUGAAUCCAUAUUGCAUAGUGUGACCAAAUCUUUCCACAAAUGUUUAGCAUACCAAGUGGGAUUUAUUUGUUAUGGAGAAGAAAAUCAAAUUCUAGGCAGAGAAGUUUCUUACAAUUUUGUUGAGGAAAGCAAGGUGGGAAGUGGAAGCCAGAUGACAUGCCCUCGACAUUAA
Saccostrea echinata is the source of this 2775-nucleotide messenger RNA. RefSeq names its product probable serine/threonine-protein kinase pats1. The record is from RefSeq and is a predicted model, not a curated record. The transcript has 7 exons. The coding region runs from base 1 to 2775 and encodes 924 amino acids. Lineage: Eukaryota; Metazoa; Mollusca; Bivalvia; Ostreida; Ostreidae.